AUGCCCAAAGGAAGAUGCUUCAACCCACCUUUAGACAAGGAUGGAAUAUGGUUCCCUCACAUUGGACUCACGCAGAAGACACCAGAAUCCAUCACAAGCGCUAUGUUAAAACAGCCUCAUGUUCCACAUUUGACUUGUCAAGUGGAGGGGAAGCUACCACCGAUAUACAAAGUCCGGGAGAACCAAGCUGUAAAUAACAACUUCCCCUUCUCCGUCCACGACAACCGGCACAGCUUUGAGAACACUGGGUACUACUUUGACACUGGCCUGGGACGUAAGAAGGUUUCCACAGAAAAAAGGCAACAAGUUUCAAGAAAUUUCAAUCUUUGGGCAUGUGACUAUGUUCCAUCUUGUCUUGAUGGCUUUUCAAAUAACCAAAUAUCUUAUGUCUAUAAGGAAGCCGUGGUGGUCCCAUUUUUCAGGCGCUUCCCAAGACAUCAUGGUGAAAUAUGGAACACCUUUAAAUUUAUUCCUGAAAGAAGCUGUACAGACUUUUUGAAAAAGAAACCAAAAGUGAGAUUCGCUAUUGACAAAAAGGCAACUUCCCCACUGGAGCCCUAA
Messenger RNA from Loxodonta africana (African savanna elephant), 561 nucleotides. RefSeq names its product testis expressed 36 (gene TEX36). The record is from RefSeq and is a predicted model, not a curated record. The coding region runs from base 1 to 561 and encodes 186 amino acids. Lineage: Eukaryota; Metazoa; Chordata; Mammalia; Proboscidea; Elephantidae. The transcript has 4 exons.